Molecule: messenger RNA, 1499 nt
Organism: Glycine soja
Lineage: Eukaryota; Viridiplantae; Streptophyta; Magnoliopsida; Fabales; Fabaceae
Exons: 2
Coding region: 62-1117 (351 amino acids)
Source: RefSeq, a predicted model, not a curated record
CAAAACAAAACUCGAUUUGUAACUCUCACACCAUUUCCACUCAUAUUCCAUAAGCACCACCAUGACUCCACCUAAAGAAAUUGCGACCAUCAUUUACCACAAUGGUCAUAUUGUAGACGAUCCAGUUCAAGGAUCGAUGUACACAUGUACGACCCCAAUAUUUUUUUACGUCAGUCGUUCUAUUACGUUUACACAAUUCUUUCGAAAAAUUAACAAUCGUCUCCCUACUCGAGCAACUGAACAAGUUGCUCAGUUGUUAUUUUGUGUCCCUAUUUCAUUUCAUCUCGGUCAGACACGUUUUAUUUCAGCUCAACUAUUCGACAAUGAUGAUCUUAGAGGCGCAAUGGAAACAAUUCUCCAGAAUUCACAAUUGAAUUAUGUCAAAUUCUAUGCUAUUACUGAGCUUAUUCGUCAACCACAACCAUCGUCUUCACAACUCUCAUGUCCACAACUACAACUACCGCCUCCACAGCAGUUAUUGUACAACAACAUAGACCUCAAUAAUCCAGUAUCUUCAUACAACAACCUUGAAUCACAAGAACCUUUUGACAUUUAUGCUUCAUACACACAAAUAUUAUCCGAGAACGAUUCUUUUCUUCAUGGCCAACAAACCUCCUCUGACCAACAAAACCAUUUAAAGAAACCACUUAUGUUGGCUGGUUACGCAUACACGGAGAAGAUGCACUGGCGACAUCUUGGGGAUAUUCGUGCGAAUAAGCCAAGUGCAGCUGAAUGGCUUGAUCAAUUACCCAAACAAAAAUGGGUACAAUGCUUCGAUGAGGGGAAACGUUGGGGACAUAUGACUACCAAUUUGUCGGAGUCUGUUAAUUCCAUGUUCAAAAACACAAGACAUUUGUCGGUGUCAUCGUUGGUUGAGGAGACGUAUUUCAAGAGCACACAACUUGUUGCUAAUAGAGGUCGACAAACUCAGGCAAUGAUCAACUCCGGCUCACAGUAUUCUGAAGUCGUCUUCGAUGCAAUGAAUAGCGGUCAACAAGAAUUUAAUACACACAUUGUAAAUGAAUUCGAUAAACACAAUCACACUUUUAUUAUAACAGAGACUCAAUCCCCACUUGAAACACCCAGACCACCUGGAAGGUUUAGAGUAAUGUUAUAAUCCCAAAAGUGUGAUUGUGGUGAAUAUCAGGCUAAACAUUUACCAUGUUCUCACGUCAUGGCUACCUGUAAAUCUGUCAAUGUUGAUCCCAUGACCUAUGUGCCGAUGUUAUUCACUUUGCAACACAUUUUGCACAUCUACGACAACUCUUUUGGUUUACUGCCAUACGAAUCAAUGUGGCAAGAAUAUGAAGCAGAUCAGUGGGGUCAUGAUCCAAGGAGAAAGAGGACUGCAAAGGGCCGUCUUGUUCAACUCGCAUUCCCACUGAGAUGGACGAAGACGAAAAUGAACGAGCAAGUAGAAAAAAAUGUGGACUUUGUCGGUAACAUGGUCAUAGCAAAAACAAUUGUCCUAAUAUAUUCUGAUCUUAAAUUUUUCUUUA